AUGCAGGGCCCAGAUUUGCAAACCUUGGCGGAGACCCUAGUGUCUCUCGAUGAGCAAUCCGCUGUGAGCGUGAUUUGCUCUGUCCUGGAGUCACGGCCGGAGCUGGCGCCGUCCGUGGUGACCUUCUCGGUGCCGGAUUUGACCUACCCGCCCAUCCGGGCGAUCACCGAACGGCGCUCAGAGGGCGUCAUCAAGACCUUCUAUGAACAAAAGGGGUACGGCUUCAUCACAUGCGAAGAGUUGCAAAAGGUCUUUGGGAAUGAUGUCUUCCUGGUGGGCCAGCAAUUUAAUGGAUUCCAAGUCGGCCAACAGGUGACCUUUGCCGUGGCCUUGAACAAAGACAACAAGCCACAGGCUUACGACCUGCGGCACCAUACAGGAGCUCAGGUCCCAUCCAACGCCUAUGUUGCGAAAGGUGCCGCUAAGGGCACGCAGCAGGGCAUGCAUCAGGGCGCGAAUCAAAAAGGCCAGUGGCAAAGCCAAGCUCAGUCUUCGACUUGGGGCGGCCAAGAGGAGAAAUGGAAGAAGGAGGAAACCUGGAACUCCCAGGACAAGUGGCAGAACAACCAACAAGACAAAUGGGGCGGACAAGACAAGUCGUGGAACGCCCAGGCUUCAUGGCCGGCGCAGUCCCAGCAGUGGACGCAACCUGCGAAAAGGAAAGAUUUUGGCUUUCAGGUGGACCCUGAGAAGGUCAUUGGAGAUUAUCAGGGCUACAUCAAGAGCUUUAACCCCAGCAAUGGUUACGGCUUCAUCGUGUGUGAGGCAUUAAAGGUGGAAGGCUACACGAACGACGUCUUCCUCCAUUCAGCGCAGUUCACGGAGGGCGGAUUCAUGGUGGGUGCUGAGGUGGAGUUCACAGCCUUCAUCAAUGGCAAGAAUCAGCCCCAGGCCAUUGAACUGAGAGCCCCUGGCUCCGGGUCCUGGGGAAACAAGCGGCAGAGGAAUGGCUGA
This is a messenger RNA of Durusdinium trenchii, 954 nucleotides long. The record is from the annotation of a GenBank genome assembly. Lineage: Eukaryota; Dinophyceae; Suessiales; Symbiodiniaceae.